This is a messenger RNA of Macadamia integrifolia, 750 nucleotides long. RefSeq names its product protein NONRESPONDING TO OXYLIPINS 2, mitochondrial-like. Lineage: Eukaryota; Viridiplantae; Streptophyta; Magnoliopsida; Proteales; Proteaceae. The record is from RefSeq and is a predicted model, not a curated record. The transcript is spliced from 3 exons. The coding region runs from base 73 to 345 and encodes 90 amino acids.
CCCUCCCUAAAAGAGUGUAAGGCUAAAGGCUCAAAACCCGUUUCAACGUUAAAGCUCGGGAUAUCUUCUCUCAUGGCGUCUAGAUGUCGAUCGAUCUCAAGACCUGCUCAAAACUUCCUGAAAUCGGCCAUGAAUAAACCCAGCGGCAAAUCCAUUCCGUCAACGCGAAGUCGUCUCUUGUCUCCUACCUUUCCAAGGUUACCUUCUGAGAUGGGUGGUGUCCUAUCUCUUCUCCCCUUUCACAGCGCAGUUUCUUCGGCUCGUCUCACAUCGUGUCUCGGCAUGGACUUGAGUUGUAGAUCCCGGUCUCAGGGUAUGCUCUGCCGUGCAAAUCCUGGAGUUUGAUCUCCAUUUUUAUCUUCGUAUGUAAUUAGGUCUCAGCGUGCCAAGAUAAAGAAAGAUCACGAAGUUAAAAGAAGUCAAUGGUUUGAUAGAGAUUGGUCCAAGGUAGAGGAAGAAUAGAGGAGAAAACUUGGAAUCAUUAUCUGAUUCACAACUCUGUAAUAGAGAAAUAAUUUUGCAGCAUAUGGAAUUCCAGAGUUUUUGGAAUACUGCUCUCUUGCCAUUGAUGAAACUCCCUCCCUCUUUGGAUUCAAAAUUUUUGUUCAAUUUCUCUUUGCUCCACCCCUUCUUCGGAUUGAUUUUCCUUUCUGUUGAAGCAAAUGCUACAACUUUGAAUUGGAUAAUUAAAUUCUUUUUUAAAUGUGUUCUAUUUUGACUGAUCAAUGGAAGUAAACAUCAUUCAAUCAA